CCCAUGGUGCAGAUCUACGAGCUGGAGGAGCACAAAAUAGAGACGUGGAGAGAGGUUUAUCUGCAGGACUCCUUCAAGCCCCUGGUCUGCAUCUCCCCCAACGCCAGCCUCUUCGACGCCGUGUCCUCCCUGAUCCGCAACAAGAUCCAUCGUCUGCCCGUCAUCGACCCCGACUCGGGGAACACCCUCUACAUCCUCACCCACAAACGCAUCCUCAAGUUCCUCAAGCUCUUUAUCGCAGAGGUGCCCAAGCCCGAGUUCAUGGCGCGGACGUUGGCGGAGCUGCAGAUCGGCACCUACAGCAACAUCGCCGUGGUGGGCACGGGCACCCCCAUCUACGUGGCCCUGGGCAUCUUCGUGCAGCAGCGCGUCUCUGCGCUGCCCGUGGUGGACGACUCGGGGCGGGUGGUGGACAUCUACUCCAAAUUCGAUGUUAUUAACCUGGCAGCUGAGAAGACCUACAACAACCUGGACGUGACGGUGACACGGGCGCUGCAGCACCGCUCCCACUACUUCGAGGGUGUCCUCAAGUGUUACAAGCACGAGACGCUGGAAACCAUCAUCAACCGCCUGGUGGAGGCCGAGGUUCACCGGCUGGUGGUGGUGGAUGAGAGCGACGUGGUCAAAGGGAUCGUCUCCCUCUCAGACAUCCUGCAAGCCCUGGUCCUCCCACAGGGCCCCUGAGGUGGUGUGGGGGGGGGUUAAUUCCUCCCCUGGAGCCCCCCACUCUGCUCUCCUGCCACACUGUGCCCCCCUGGGCUGGCGGAGGCACCCGGGGCUGGACCCCACUCACCAGCAGCAUCCAGCAAUAACUCCCAGCCCUGGGGUGGUCCCCACUGCCCUUCCCUGGGUGGGGGGAGCCCACGGCCCCCCCUGCACCCCAAGGCCGUACAAGGUGCUGGGGGCAGCCCCCGACCCCCCUGGGGUCACCCACCUCCGUGCCAGGGCUGUUCCCAGUGCAGACCCUCAUCCCCGCCCCCUCUGCCCCCCCAGGGUUUCACUGGCUUUGGUGAAACCUCCUCAGCUCUCUCUGGCCCAGGGACCCCCCCCAGCCCCAGGGGUUCCCCCCGGGCCCCCCCAGGUCCCUCGGGCACAUCCGCACCCGCCACCGCUUCGUGUGUGGAAAAACCCCACAAAUAAACACAGACCUGGCACCA
This is a messenger RNA of Corapipo altera (White-ruffed manakin), 1157 nucleotides long. It is a transcript of the gene PRKAG1, whose product is annotated as protein kinase AMP-activated non-catalytic subunit gamma 1. The transcript has 8 exons. The coding region runs from base 4 to 684 and encodes 226 amino acids. The record is from RefSeq and is a predicted model, not a curated record. Lineage: Eukaryota; Metazoa; Chordata; Aves; Passeriformes; Pipridae.